This is a messenger RNA of Temnothorax curvispinosus, 8435 nucleotides long. It is a transcript of the gene FASN1, whose product is annotated as fatty acid synthase. Gene Ontology annotation, biological process: fatty acid biosynthetic process. The transcript has 11 exons. Gene Ontology annotation, molecular function: 3-oxoacyl-[acyl-carrier-protein] synthase activity; phosphopantetheine binding; oxidoreductase activity. The record is from RefSeq and is a predicted model, not a curated record. NCBI's taxonomy places the organism in Eukaryota, Metazoa, Arthropoda, Insecta, Hymenoptera, Formicidae. Bases 668 to 7912 code for a protein of 2414 amino acids.
CUGAUGUCAGACCACGGAGACUGUGCGAUUCAAUAAUAAGAUGCUGGUGAGGUAGAUGCCAGUCAGUCCUCAGUUUGAUCGCCCGACUUCCCGGUUGUCUCUCUGGAGAGCGAGAGAGAGAGCGAGAGAGAGCCACUCGCGUCACCCUCGGCGUGGAAGACAGCUCCGCGCGGUCAUUCGAAAGACCGCAACGACUAAAGCUCAACGAGCAACGCCAGUCCUUCGUUCCGCUCCAACUUGACUUUUCCCGGGAUCCGGGAUCGUGCUCGUCCACGACGUCCACCAGACGAGACGAGACGAGACGAGAGGAGACCGUUCAGCCAGGAGUGUCAGAGUCAUAUGAAUCUCUUAUAUCGACUCUACCGUAAUGCGUUGCAUGACAUGAGUGAGACGCAUAGGUACGGCAGAUACGGGAAGAUGCUAAUGACUGGAUAAGCAUCAUGUACGCACGUAUAUGUAAUACAUGUAAAUAGAGGCAACGAAACGUAAAGUGACUAAAUCUUCGAAGCGUAAAAGAGAGAAACGAAAGUUUUCGAGGUAACAAACUGCACCAGGCCACAGACUGCGCUAUACAAGCUACGAGCAGUACGAGCUACGAGUCUACAGAUAGAGAUUCGUACGGAGUAGAAAAGAGUUGGAUAACGAUUAACGAUCCUCCGUCGGCAAGAUGCCUGCUCAAUUUGAAAGUGUCAACAGUCCCGUGACGCGGGAGUCCGCGAUCGGAAAUGGAGUGCCGUAUUCCGUCGAUAGUGACAUCGUCAUUACGGGCAUAUCAGGCCGUCUGCCAGAGUCGUCCAAUAUCGAGGAGUUUAAGGAGAAUCUGAUGAAAGAAAUGGACAUGGUCACUGGUGACGAUCGCCGUUGGUCAGCGGACGCCCACGGGAUACCGCACAGGUCUGCCAAGCUCAAGGACCUCAGCAACUUCGACGCCUCUUUUUUCGGGGUACAUCCCAAGCAGGCACACGCAAUGGACCCGCAGCUUCGCAUGAUGUUAGAAGUCACGUACGAGGCGAUAGUCGACGCUGGCAUCAAUCCCUCGACCGUGAGAGGAUCGCGUACCGGGGUGUUCAUCGGUGUCUCUUGUUCGGAAACGGAUGACUUUUAUAUGAGAGAUAUGGAUACCAUAAAUGGAUACGGAUUGCUCGGGUGUUCGAAAUCGAUGUUCGCCAACAGAGUCUCCUUCUGUUUCGACUUCAGCGGACCUAGUUACGCGGUGGACACGGCUUGUUCCUCGGCCUUGUACAGCAUGCAUCAGGCAGUGGCCGCGAUGCGCAACGGCGAGUGCGAUGCCGCGAUCGUCGGUGGAUUGAAUCUCGUAUUAAGACCGGCGACCUCGCUUCAAUUUCAUAAACUGAAUAUGCUGGCCCAGGAUGGCAAGUGCAAAGCGUUCGACGCUUCAGGUGACGGUUACGUGAGGGCCGAGGCGGUGGUGGGGAUAUAUUUGCAAAAGGCGAAGGAUGCGCGCAGAGUAUACGCCACGGUGAUUCACACGAAAACAAACACCGACGGCUACAAAUCUCAGGGUGUCACGUAUCCCAAUGGUGAAAUGCAGAAUCGAUUGAUGCGCGAGGUCUACAGCGAAGCGGGAAUUAAUCCCGCAGACGUGGUUUACGUGGAGGCCCAUGGUACCGGUACCAAAGUAGGUGAUCCAGAGGAAAUCAAUUCCAUCGACGAACUGUUCUGCAAAAAUAGGAAGACUCCUUUGCUGAUUGGCUCGGUCAAAUCCAACAUGGGUCACUCGGAGCCGGCCAGUGGAUUGUGCUCGAUCGCCAAAGUGCUAGUCGCGAUGGAAGCGGGCGUGAUACCCGCGAAUUUGCACUUUGAUACUCCAAAUCCGAACAUUCCUGCCUUAAACGAGGGGCGCAUUCGAGUGGUCGACAAGGCCACACCGUGGAACGGUGGUCUCGUAGGCGUCAACUCGUUCGGCUUCGGCGGCGCAAACGCGCAUGUCGUUCUGCGCAGCAAUCCAAAACCAAAAUUGUCACCAUUAUUAAACAUCGCCGAAUUGUCGCCCAAAUUGGUCGCUGUGUCAGGUCGAACGGAAGAAGCUGUGCACACCUUGCUGGCGAAGGCGAAAGAGCAUCGUAAAGACGACGAAUUUCUUUCUCUGUUACACAUAAUGCACAACAACGACAUCCCCGGUCACAAGAUUCGCGGCUACGAGAUACUCGGCGUCGAUGGUACGCGGGAAAUGGCCGAGGUAGCGAGCUAUAACGAGAGGCGCCCCAUUUGGUUCAUAUUUUCCGGCAUGGGCACGCAAUGGCCAGGCAUGGGUCGUCAAUUGUUCGGCAUUGAAACUUUUCAACGUAGUUUGCGACGAUGCGCGGAUGCAUUGGCGCCCCACGACAUCGACCUUAUGAAUAUCAUCAUGAACGCUACGAACGAAACGUACGAGAACGUGAUGGAUGCCUUCGUGUCUAUUGCGGCUAUGCAGGUCGCCCUCGUGGACGUUUUAACGUCGAUAGGCAUACAUCCGGACGGCAUAAUCGGACACUCCGUUGGAGAAUUGGGUUGUGCUUAUGCCGACGGCGCAUUUACCGCGGAGCAGACUGUUUUAGCGGCUUACAGUAGAGGCAAAGCGAUUAUAGACUCCAAGUUGGAACCAGGCGCCAUGGCGGCAGUUGGUUUGAGCUGGGAGGAGGCCAAAAAAAUGUGCCCGCCCGAUAUCACUCCAGCUUGUCACAACUCCACCGACUCGAUCACUAUUUCCGGUCCGCGUGAGUCUAUACGCAAAUUCGUACCGGUGCUGAAGAGCAAAGAUAUCUUCGUCAAGUUGGUCAACAGUUCCGGCUUCUCUUUCCACAGUAAAUACAUCGCCCCGGCCGGGCCUAGGCUACGCGCUUCGCUCGAGAAAAUUAUCCCGAGUCCAAAGCAGAGGUCGGCCAGAUGGAUCUCCAGCUCCGUCCCCGAGGCUGCAUGGGGCAGUCCGCUCGCGCAGCUUAGCUCCGCCGCGUAUCACGUCAACAAUUUGUUGUCGCCUGUGCUCUUUCAGGAGGCGAUCGCGCAUGUCCCAGAGAACGCGAUAACGAUCGAGAUCGCGCCGCACUGCUUGCUACAGGCAAUCUUGCGCAGAUCGUUACCACCAACGGUGACCAAUAUCGGCCUCCACAAGCGGGACCAUUCGGACAAUCUGGCCUUUCUGCUGUCCAACGUGGGCAAGCUGUAUAUGGCCGGUGCGCAACCUGACGUUUCCAAAUUGUAUCCGCCGAUGAGUUGGCCCGUUGGUCGCGGAACACCGAUGAUCGGACCCCUGGUCAGGUGGGAUCAUACUACCGCGUGGGACGUGGCUGUUUUCAAACGGACAUCGGACAGCUCGGGAGAGUGCGUCGUCCAAAUUGAUCUGUCAAAAGAAACAGACGCGUAUCUAGCGGGGCACCAGAUAGACGGACGAGUCCUUUUCCCAGCCACUGGCUAUAUUUUAUUGGUGUGGAAAACUUUGGCGAAACUGCGCGGCGUCGAGUUUGAACGAUUGCCGGUAGUGUUCGAGAACGUGCGGUUUCAGCGAGCCACUAUUAUGCCGAAGGAGGGAACGGUGAAAUUCUCGAUAACUAUUUUCAAGGGAACGGGCGAUUUUGAGAUCUGCGAGACCGACGCGAUUGUCGUCAGCGGAAACGUCCGCGUGUCCGAGACUAUCGAGAAGCAUCAGCUGAAACUGCCGCCACCAUCAGUACCGCCUACCACGGAGGAGACUUUGCCGUUAAAUACCAAAGACAUUUACAAGGAACUGAAGCUGCGCGGUUACGAGUAUCGCGAUAUCUUCCAAGGAAUCAAAUCUUGCGACAACUACGGCGUUGCCGGCGAACUUUACUGGUUCGAUCAAUGGGUUCCGUACAUAGACACUAUGCUUCAGUUAAGCAUAGUGUCCACCAGCCACAAGCUAAUGUAUUUACCGUCGCGUCUCCAGUACGCCGCGAUCGACCCCGUUCUUCACAAACGACUGGUGGAAGAAUUACCGGAAGAUGGUGGUUUACCAGUGUAUCAUUACAAGAACAUCGAUGUAAUUAAAUCGGGUGGCGUCGAGCUCAGAGGAUUGAAAUCUUCCUUGGCGCCUCGUCGACAGCAGACUCAAGCCGAUCCAAAAUACGAACGCUACACUUUCGUACCCUAUGAAAAUUCACACAGUCUGAUAGAGGAUCCAAUGAGAGGAAAAGUGCACGCGCUCACUGUACUCUUGCAAAUUAUGUGCGAAAACUUGAUGGCAUUGAAAUUGAAGACCGUGGAAGUUGCAGGCGAACGAGCUGCCGAAGCUCUUUUGGCGCCGCUUAUUCUCGACAUUUUCCACGGGGAACUGGGCGCGCCUAUCAUUGAUUUAAAAGUGGUCGCAGUUUCUGCCGACACGUACACGGCGAGUUUGAGCCAAAUGAACGUGAACGCUGACAUCGUAACGCAAGACGUGAAUAAAGCACCACCCGCUCAGGAUGUGCACUUUGUCAUAGCGGCGGACGUUCUGUCCAAUCAAUCUUAUACCGUUCUCAAAAACUUGGUAGCUGCCUUAAAACCUGGUUGUUUCGUGCUUCUGGAGGAGACGGCUGCGCAACUGAAUUUGAAGACCGCGUUGAAGGAAACGGAUUUAACAUUGGCCGGUAAACAAAUCGAUCCCACGGGAAAGACUUACUUGUUGCUGAAGAAGCGGCAGAAAAGCAGCAGGGAACCGACGGUAAUACAAAUCACAGAGAAAUCACUCUCCUGGCUGGAAGAUGUAAAAGCAGCACUGAAGAAAUCUGACGGCGAAGAUGAUCAAGAAGUGCUUCUUGUAUCUCAAGGCGAAGGAACGCUUGGCUUGGUCGGACUCAUGACUUGUAUACGACGCGAGACAGGCGGUGCAAAUGCGCGUUAUAUCUUUAUCCAAGACAAGAACGCUCCCAAGUUUGGUUUAUCCGUGCGGUCUUACGUCGAACAGUUGGACAAAGGAUUAAUGGCUAAUGUGCUAAAAGGAGGACAAUGGGGCUGUUAUCGACACUUGCCAUUGGAUCAACCGAGCGACGUGUCUUCCCUACAAGUGGAGCACGCCUAUGUAAACACAUUGACAAGAGGAGACCUCAGCAGUUUGAGAUGGAUCGAAGGACCGUUAAGUUACUACCGUUCUGACACGUUUCCCAAUAUGAAAUUUUGCAGCGUAUACUAUGCUCCAUUAAACUUUAGGGAUAUCAUGUUGGCGAGUGGCAAAUUACCACCGGACGCCUUGCCAAAUAAUAUGGCUACGGAAGAAUGUAUAUUGGGGCUUGAAUUUUCCGGAAGAGACACCGACGGUCGUCGUGUGAUGGGCAUAGUCGAAGCUAAAGGGUUGGCGACCACUGUGGUCGCGGAUCUUGAUUUCCUUUGGGAGGUACCCGACAAGUGGACGUUGGAACAGGCGGCGACGAUACCUGUCGCUUACGCGACUAGUUACUACGCUCUGUUUAUACGAGGUCGAUUGAAAGCAGGCGAAAGCGUGUUAAUCCACGCUGGUACAGGCGGCGUCGGUCAAGCAGCGAUCGCCAUUGCUCUGCACGCUGGUUGUACCGUCUUUACUACCGUCGGCACGCUGGAUAAGAGAGAAUAUCUGAAGAAAAUAUUUCCACAGUUGACCGACAGGCACAUCGGCAAUUCCCGAGACACCAGUUUCGAACAGCUAAUACGUGCCGAGACUCAGGGACGUGGGGUCGACGUCGUGCUGAAUUCACUGGCAGAGGAGAAAUUGCAAGCUGGCAUUCGGUGCCUGGCGUUCGGUGGCCGUUUCCUUGAGAUCGGCAAGUACGAUCUGUCGAACGACAGCCGCGUAGGGAUGUCAAUGUUUUUGAAGAAUACGUCUUUCCACGGUAUAUUGUUGGACGCGCUGUUCGGAGAAGACAACGCGGUGAAAAAGGAAUUGGUGAACCACGUUUCGGAGGGAAUCAAGAAUGGCGCGAUACGUCCGCUUCAAUCGACCGUGUUUUCGGAGCAACAGCUCGAGCAGGGAUUUAGAUUCAUGGCAACGGGCAAGCAUAUCGGCAAAGUACUAGUGAAGAUCCGUGAUGAGGAACCGACGAAGAAGCGUGUAUUAGCAACGCCGAAGACAGUGGCCGCGAUCCCACGUACUUACAUAAAUCCGGAGAAGUCGUACGUCCUGGUCGGCGGUCUCGGUGGGUUUGGGUUAGAAUUGGCCACGUGGAUGAUCGCCCGCGGCGCCAAAUUCAUCGUUCUCGUGUCGCGCUCAGGCAUACGCACCGGUUACCAGGCAUUGUGCGCGCGUCGCUGGCGCGAAAGCGGCGUAAAAGUCGUCGUCUUCACGGAGGAUGUUACGACAUUCGCGGGUGCUGAGCGCUUAAUCCAAGAUAGCAACCGGCUGGCUCCGGUAGGCGGUAUAUUCAAUCUGGCAGCUGUGCUACGCGAUGCUCUGAUUGAAAACUUGGAAGAGGCCGAUUUCAAAACGGUCAUUUUGCCGAAAGUCAAUGUUACAAAGAAUUUAGAUGCGGUAUCGAGAAAGCUCUGCCCAUCGUUGGAUUACUUUGUGGUAUUCUCGUCCGUGUCGUGCGGUCGCGGCAAUAUGGGUCAAACCAACUACGGUCUCGCAAAUUCGACCAUGGAGAGACUGAUGGAAGAGAGGCAGGCUAAUGGUUUACCCGGUCUCGCCAUUCAAUGGGGUGCCAUCGGAGAUGUUGGCUUAAUUAUAGAAACGAUGGGAGAUAACGAUACCGAAGUGGGCGGUACUCUACCGCAACACAUGUCGAGUUGUCUCGCGACGAUGGAUAUAUUCCUUCAACAACCGCAUCCGGUGUUGGCUUCCUCGGUGUUGGCUGAAAAACAUAAAGCCGAUGACGGCAACAAGGCUGAUCUCAUCGCAACCAUUGCCAAUAUCCUAGGCAUUAAAGAUGCCACGUCGAUUAAUCCCAAUAAUAACUUGGCCGAUUUGGGUAUGGACUCGCUGAUGGGCACGGAAAUCAAACAGACUCUCGAGAGAAACUACGACAUUCUAUUGUCGGCUCAAGAGAUCCGUAAUUUAACCUUUGCCAAAUUGCAAGAAUUAUCUUCGACCAGUGGUGAGAUAACGAAAGAGCAGCAACCUCUCGCCGCGGAUACGACCACUAUUACCGCAGACUCAAACGUUUCGAUCAACAUGCUGUUGAUGCAGUGGCCGAGCAACGAAUUGCUGCCUAAAGAGGCGCUCGUUCGCUUGAAAACAAAGACGUCCAACGGACCGACGUUAUUCGUCGUUCACGGUAUCGAGGGUCUCGUUAAAUCGCUAGAAUAUGUGGCCAGCGAACUCGAAAGGCCGUUAUGGGGUCUGCAGAGUAUUGAGCAGGCGCCUCACGAAACGAUACCGGAGUUGGCUGAAUUCUAUGUGAAUACCAUUAGAAAAGUUCAGAAGAAAGGACCAUAUCACUUGGCAGCAUACUCGUAUGGAACUUGCGUCGCCAUCGAGAUGACUUUGCAAUUGGAAGCCGCUGGAGAAAAGGUAGUUCUGAGUCUGAUCGAUGGUUCGUUGGCAUUCGUGCGACAGCAAUGUGAUAUGAUUGGCAAACUAGAUGAGAUGAAAAAAAUUACUUCCGAAGGCUGUAUGAAAGCGUUGGCAUAUUUCAGCAUACAAUUUAAUAAGAAAAUAAAUUUCAUUCAAGCGUAUGACGUUUUGAAGCAGAGUAAAUCAGAUGUGGAGAUGUUUGACAAGAUGAUAGAAGUGAUAGGCGAUACGCCGUUUACACAGGACGAUCUAAAAAUUGCCGGAUAUCUUUUAUUCAAAAAAUUGGCAGCUGCUGUAUUUUAUAAUCCGAAUAAAAAGAUCAAGGGACCGGUCACACUGAUUAAAGCUGCAGAAAACUUUCUGCAUUUAAAAAAGGAUUAUGAUUUAUCAAAUAUUUGCACACAACCCAUAAGAAUAGAAGAGGUGUCCGGUAAUCAUAGGACAAUGUUGCUAGGAGAAAGUGCAAAGAAGGUCGCAAGUCUCUUGCGAGCGUAGCUUGCGGAAGAAAAAAGUUUUAUUAUAUUUGAGAAUGCGUACGUGGCAUAUAUCCCGUGUUGCUGAUAAAACUUAAUAUUUUCCAUAAUAUAGAGAAGUUGCAAAAACAUUGUACAUAUAUAUCUUAUAUAUAAAUUGCAAUAUUGCAAAUACGGUAUACUAUAUUGUUCCAAUGUAACUGAAAAGUUAUAUGCUGUAUAGAUUGACGUGAUUAGUACGUUGCAAGAUUCUUUUCGUAUAUAAUUCAUCAUACUUGAAUAUUAUAGGUUUAAAAUUGCGUUUGUAAGCAGUUGAAUCGUACAAAAUGAGAAAGACGCUAGGAUAAAACGAAAUCAGCUUCUUAAUAUGAUAACUGUACGUUACCCUCUAUUUAAAUAAAUAACAAAAAUUUUUGUAAUUUUUAAGUUUAAGAUCUUGUUUUUUAGGAUAUUAUGUAUAAGAAUGUGAUUCCCAAAGUGGGCAAAUUAAAUAUUUAUAUUAUUUAAUUUGUAUUAAUGGUGAAUAUAGCAUUACUAUUUAUUUA